This is a messenger RNA of Emiliania huxleyi CCMP1516, 876 nucleotides long. RefSeq lists its product as hypothetical. Gene Ontology annotation, molecular function: protein binding. The record is from RefSeq and is a predicted model, not a curated record. Lineage: Eukaryota; Haptophyta; Isochrysidales; Noelaerhabdaceae. The transcript has 4 exons. Gene Ontology annotation, cellular component: nuclear pore outer ring. The coding region runs from base 1 to 876 and encodes 291 amino acids.
AUGCUCCGUCUCGACGACGAGGAGUGCUACAUCGACGAGCCCGUGCGCUCGAGCAUCAAGCAGACGCGCUCACUCGGCCGCAAGCAGUCGUGCGUCCGCUGGCUGCCCGAGUGCUCCGCCGGCGCUGGCAUUGUCGCCACCGGCACGUGGGACGAGCCGAGCAACUGCGUCCAGCUGUGGGCGGUGGCGCUGCAGCCGGAGGACGUGGAGAUGGAUGACGACGCCGCCGCCGCCGCCUCCGAGGCGCCAGCAGCCCGCCUGCUCGCGACGGCGCACCACGCCGCCUCCGUCCUCGGCCUCACCGCCGCCGGCGGCGGCGGCGUGGCGCCUCCGGUGGUAUGCGCUGCGGGCAGCGACGGCUCCCUCUCGUGCUUCUCGGCGGCGCUGGACGCCGCCGCGCCGCCGUCCGACGCCGCCGCCGGCCCGGCCCUGCGGCUGACGCCUGCGUGGAGCGACGGCGGCGGCGGCGGCGGCGCUUUGCUGAGUGUGGACGCGUCGCCGGACGGGCUCCAGCUGGCAAGCUGCGGCGAGGGCGGCCUCCUCUCGCUCCACGCCGCCGAGGGAGGCGCCAUGGCGGCGGCGAUCGUGACAGAGGAGAGCUGUCUGUUUAGCGCCGAGUGGCGGCCAGCGCACGGCGGAGACGUUUGGUGCGUCGCGUACGCGCAGCUCGCCCUCGGCGACCUCCUCUCCUGCUCCUCGGACGGCACUCUCGUCGCGCGCGCCGAGGAGGGCACCGCGUCGCAGGCUCUUCUCGAACAGCCGAUCGGCUGCUCCAUACACCGACGAAUGACCGGAGUCGUGUCGCCGCUGCACGGCGGGCUCGCCGCCGCGUCGGACGCCGAGGUGCUCACCUUCAUCGACCUGCGCGCGACGUGA